This is a messenger RNA of Microthlaspi erraticum, 1371 nucleotides long. The record is from the annotation of a GenBank genome assembly. Lineage: Eukaryota; Viridiplantae; Streptophyta; Magnoliopsida; Brassicales; Brassicaceae.
AUGGCGAAGAGGAUCCACCUGACGGAAUUAGGCUGCAUCGCGUGCGAGGAACUUAGUGAGCUCGGUGCGGGCAAGGAAGGGUGGCUCGUGAACAACCCGAACCUUCUUUGCGCACUCGAUUCCCACUCAUUAGCCCUAGCCAAUCGGUUUCUCAUCCUGAUUGUGAAUUGGGGUGAUCCUGAUGCGCCUCGCAUUAAGAUCAGACCUGAUCUGUCUCCGAUUGAGGCGGAGUCGAUUACGGCGAUCGAAUGGUUAGUGUUUGAUGACGUCAGAGUCGUAGUUGCCGGGACUUCCUGUGGAUAUCUCCUGGUUUACUCUGUUUCCGGUGAUCUGAUUCAUAAACAGAUUGUACAUCCAAGCCGUAUCUUGAAGCUAAGAAUUCGAGGAACGAAGAAAGAUUUGAUGCAAGAGACAUCCUCUGAGGAGAUUUGCAUUGUAUUGCCUGGCAUUAUUGCCCGCUUUGAUGGCUCCAAUAUUCAGAGUAUGAUUGAGAAAUGGUUUCAAGAAAAAAAUUCGAAUUUUUGGGACCAAAAGAACAGAAAGGGAGAUGCAGAAGAAGAUAGUGGUAGUAAGUACCAACGACUACCGUAUCAGAUAUGGAAUGUCAACAAGAAUGGUGCCUGCGUUGAUGCUACUGUCACUGGCAUUAUGCCUCCUCCUUUACUCGAACAUCAGUCAAGUCAACGUUAUUAUUGUGCAGUGACCAUUGGAGAGGAUGCUGUAAUCUCAGCUUACAGGCUCUCAGAAGAUAGAGGUAGAUCAAUUGUUGGAGCGAUUCUAUCAAAAGUUGUGCCUGCAGCUGCGUCAACCAUAGCUUCUUUCUCGAAGCUGAUCUGGAGAAGCAAUGAUCAGUCACCAAAGCGAAAGCCAGAAGCCAAGACUCAGUCAUUUGCUCGAGCAUCAUCCUUGACAUGUAUACAAGACUACCCAAGGAAAGGCGAGAAGCUGACGUUAUCCCCGAGUGGGACGUUAGCUGCGAUCACUGACUCUCUUGGUCGUAUACUUCUGCUAGACACUCAAGCUCUGGUCGUUGUCCGUCUAUGGAAGGGUUAUCGUGACGCAAGCUGCGUGUUCAUGGAGAUGUUAGCCAAAAGAGAUAAAGGAAAAUCUGUUAUUCACACAGAUCCGGUGAAAAGCGAUUACUGUCUAUGCUUAGCCAUUCACGCUCCACGCAAAGGCAUCAUCGAGGUGUGGCAGAUGAGAACAGGGCCACGUCUUCUAACGAUGCAAUGUACAAAAGGUAGCAAACUUUUGCAGCCGGCGUACAGGUUUGGAUCAAACUCUUCAUCUUCUCCUUACAUUCCUCUUGAAGUCUUCUUGCUCAAUGGAGACUCCGGCCAAGUCUCUUUGCUCAACCGUUCUUUAUCUUAA